GCGAGCUUCUCCGAGAAGGCGCGACGCGUGCCGAACGUCUCGCCAAUGUGAGCGCGCGCUCCCUUCACUCCUCAAGUGGCUUUUCUCGUCGCGGGAGGCGGAGAAAAAAAGAGGAGGGAAAAAAAUCGAAGAAGAAGGAGCGAGAAUAAAACGAUUAGAGCAGAAAAAUUACAGCGUGCUUCACCUAUCACGCUCACCGGACACGCACUCUUCAUUAAUGUGGAUCUAUUUACUGCAGUCACGAUCCAACAUGGAGAGCCUGAGAAUCGUGGGCUUCAGCAUGCUGCUGUGUGUGGCUUUCUCUGAGAUUCUGAAUGUGAAAGAGGAGAUGGUGUUCCUGGGUGAGGAUUAUAACAUCUUGUUGCCAUCAGGCAGCGCUAGUGUGACCUUUAAGCCCAGUAUCGGUCCAGCCCGGGAUAUAGAGCUGAUCAAGGACGGGAAAGCGCUGAGCCCGCGCGCCACACUGAACGAUGCUCAUACUCACCUGAUUCUGGAGAACGUAGGAGAAACCGAUGAAGGAGCGUACAUCAUCAAAUCUGAGCAAAACCCAGACGACGUCAGACAGCUCAAUCUCAUCGUCAGAGAUUGCACAAUGGAAUCGAACGUGAUAUACGGAGGCGACUUCCACAUUUCGUUGGUUGACUCCACUACCCCAGUAACCGUGGGCUUCCGUCCCAGUGCCGUGGAGGCCAAUCAGACGUCUCUUCCCGCCACAGAGCUGCUGAUGACCGAUGGAAGUCUCAAGGAGGGUUACGAAGGUCGCCUCACCAGUAAUGAGCAGCGGUUCAUCCUGAAAGCCGUAACCAGGGCUGAUGAAGGCAGUUACACCAUCACUGACGCCGCUGGCAAAGAGAGCAAGAAGAUCUGCCUUAAUGUGAAAGAGCAUCACAACUUUGUCACAGUGCCAUAUGGAGGCAAGUUUAAGCUGAACCUGCACAUGAACAGCUCCUCCGCCCGCCUGAUCUACUCAUCCGACUCCAGCGGCUCUAACAACCUCAGCUUCGUGAUUAUGGAGAAGGGCGAGGUAAACCUGCCGCCUGAGCGCAACCUGGAGGGCCGAUUCACUCUGGAGGACUCAGUGUGUAUUCUGGAGCAACUGACACCCAGUGACUCAGGACUGUAUCAGGUCACUGAUCUACAAGGCUUCCCCGUGACCAAAAUCCAUUUGGUGGUUGAACAGUACACGCUGCCUAGAGUCUUUGUGGCAGUGAUUUCUCUUGUGGCUUUGCUGGUGGUGCUGCUGCUGGUGUGUUUGGUGUCGUGUUUGGUGAAGGUGCGCAAAAGGGCAGCAAAAGCCAGAGCCAUCGAGAAGAUUGCGAAAAACGCAGGCAAAGAAGAAGGAGAUGCCUUUAGACAGGUGGUAAAGGAAGCAUGCUCUCGUCACAAUGACGAGGCUCCGGCUCUCUCACAAAAAGAAGAUAUUACAGAGAAAUCCCAGAGCACUGAAAUCAGCAUUAAGGGUCUGGAAGUUUCUGCCAAGGAUACAAGCCUUCAUGAUAAGAACCUGGAGACCAGUGACUCAGGAGUAGGCUUCACCACCGCUGGCCUCCCACUGGACAGUGAUACUGAGGCUCCAACAGUGCCCAUUGCAGAUUCUGAUAUUCUAAACUCCUCUGUUGCUUCUGAUACCAAACCUACUGCCAAGCAAGAGUCCAAACUCACUGCGUCUUCAUCUCCCAAACCAGCAACCACCCCUGAGGCUAAGCCAGCAUCUGACACAUCUCUGAAACCAGCACCAUCUCCCGAACCCAAACUCUCUGUAACACCGACACAAGAAACAAAAACGACCCUCUCACCCACUCCCGAGUCCAAACCGAGCUUGAGUCCGACUCCAGACCCUAAGCUCGCAGUGACACCCGAGUUGAAACCUGCAGUUAGCCCUAUUCCUAAUGCCACACCGAUCAUAGAAGUCAAACCAACUUCCACUUCUGAAAUCAAACCACCCCCAAGUCCUGAACCACCAAAAGCGGUGACUCCAACACCCGACUCCGAACUAGCUCCGACUAAAUCCGCAGUCUCUCCAGCUUCUGAUCUCACAGCAACCAAACCUGACGCCACACCAUCUGCCGUGAGUCCAUCAGCAGCAGCUACAAUUGAUGCUCCGGAUAAAAAGCUUGGCCUCUCUCCAUCUCCAGAACCCAAAGCGGCUCUCUCACCAACCCCCGAUGCAAAACCCACCACCAAUGGUACCCUUGAGCCCACCCCAGAUAUAGGAUCUUCUGACGCAAGUGAAAUCCCUGCAAAAACCCCAGAGACUGAGAAAAGCUCCGUCAAAGUUCCUGAGGUAAUCUCGACCGGGGAUCCAGCUCCAGACGCCAGCAAGCCAGACUCCGCCAGUGACGGUGCUCCUGCCUCAGGAGUGGCGGAAACGUCCUCCACCUGAGGUCCAAACCACUGCCUGAUGGCUGCUCCCUCCACACGUCUUUUAACACCGCUGACAAUCGAGAUCUAACAACAAGCAAAAACUCAACAACUUAUUAUCAAAGGAGGGCAACUUUAGUCGACUAAAUCUCACUCUUUACGUACGCAUAACUAACGUCCACUGUAUAUUUAACCCGAAUGAAUUCCUAGUUAAUCACUUUGUAAAAACACAGAGACGUACCACUACAGGAACCACUACAGGUAUUCCAUCGACUGUUUAUCUAAUGCAGGCUGAGAAAGGCUGCCUCUUACAUGCAAACAAGCUGUACAGAUGCAACAUCCAUAUGAUAACUAAAUAUAAUUCCACUGCAUGCAAAAAAAAAAAUCAAGAGAAUGAACUAACUUCAAUUAAUCUUUGAUGUAUCUGGAGAUUGUGGUAGUGAACUGGGUGACGGUGACCAUAGAACCCAAAAGAACUCUCUUCUUCUUCUCCUUCUUCUUGUUCAUACCCCAGAGACAUCAGCUCCGUAAGUUUCUUUUCAAGCAUUAACGAAUAACAUCCACAUCGAUAGGAAUAUCAACAUCAGUGCAUUUAAGAAAAAUAAUCACUGAAGGUUAUAAGGUAUACAGAUCUAAACAUGUUUACCGAGCUGAAAAGAUGAAAUCGUUUACUGGGACUUGAUGCCACUCGACAAAUCCCACAACCUGGAACUUUCUGAUGGACCUGUUUUCUGAGUCAUUCCACUGAAAACAAAAAAAAAUCCUGUUUCACAGACACCGUUUCAUUGGAUUCUUCUCUCCCAACGUCUACACACAAUGCCACAAAGCUUUUCAACACGGGACUGACUUUAAAAAGGUAAUCGAAAAAGAACAAAAAAAACAUACUCUAAUGUCAUAACAUUCCCUCCCUUGGAGUUAUUUCUAGUGUUAGAUACUUUCAAUAAUAUAGGCAAAAAAUAUAUAUAUUUAGAUUUAGAUCUAUCUGGCAUGAGUCUGUUACAGUAUGUGUUUAUGGCUGCCUAUUCUUACUAGUUCUGAAUUGUGUAACGUUUUAUGAGGAACUGCAAGAACGCUCUCGAUUGGGUCCCAAAUAGUUGUAGAUUGAGAUGAAGGGCAGUUACUACAAGGUUUAGGUACUGAGCUUAAUCUUGGACAUAAAUCGGUGCUUUUAAACCCGGAAUCUUAGGGAGGAUUGAUUGAUUGAUUGAUUGAUUGAUUGAUUGAUUGAUUGAUUGAUCGAUUGAUUGAUUGAUUUGCAAAAAGUUUACCAUCAGCUGUCAGAAUCCGUUUACAGAGAUUUCGGGUGCCUCUUGUGGAAUCUGAACACCACUGCCCUUUUUCUAUCGCACCUUUAGUGUAGAAAAGGAAGCAGUUCACCGGGUGGGAUUUUCUUCAAUUUGGGAAAAGGGUGUUGAUCGUAGCUUGUUUACAUGGCGUAACUACAGAAGGUCAGAUUUUCGUAGCGGGCAGAAUUCUCAAACUCAGAAGAUUUCUCCAAUGCCUCUACCUCGUAUCAAACAUCUAAGAGACACUAAGAAGGCUCACUUUACCGGAAAUAAAAAGGUCUAGACUGAGUUUCUGAUUAAAGCACAACAUUUGAUCUCGAUCUGAGGCUUUACUACGUUUUUGAAAACGCCUUCCCUCCCUCCCUCAAUCUUCUCCCAGUGAGAAUGGCUUUGUUCUUUCUAAGUCUUUUACACUCGUAACAGUGUUACGAAUUGAGAUUUUAAAGCCAUACGGUCUUGUAGUGUAAUACGACAUGGCACAUAACGUGAGCGUGUAUGUACAGUAAGCUACUUAUAUUACCCACUCUGGACACCUUGAGCUUAUAAGUUUCUAUCUGACUUUUUUUGAAAUCACUGAAUAUACAGUAUGAGAAGUUUUACACCAAACUGUUGCCUCAGUAUCUUAAAUAAAAGUCAGAUAGAAUCUUAUAUUUCUAAGGUCUCAAUUCUCAAAUGGCUCUGUAAUACGAUUUCUGAUUCAUGAUUACUAGCUGUAGACGUAGCAGAGGGAAACGUUAGCUACCAAUUUUACCAAUAUUAGAGAAUAAAUCUUGCAGUCACUCUUGCUUUUCACUCUCUCCCUCUCUCUCUCUAUCUUUCUCUAACCUAAGUGCUAUAGGCUAUGAGCCACGUUCCUCCCCAAAACAGCUGGUCUGUCAUUUCGAGAUCGAUUUUAGCAAUACUUAAGUGCAAAGCCUAUGCACAUGUGCGCACAUCAGUCAUGAAGGCAGGAGUCCUGCAAGGCAAUGACAAAGGAUAUGCACCAUUGUUUUUUCCACAUUAAAAAAAAGUAUACUUAUUAAUAAGAAUCGGUGAAUUGCACAUCUAUUAUAUAAGCAUGCUCUUAUAACGAUUUAUUUAGUAAAUGGAAUCGGCUCCAGAAUGCAUCACUGAUUUCCGUAUAACUCAUCAAGCGAUCCGAAACGCUAUAUAAUGAAAUAUAAGCUGGAGGAAUAAACAGUAACAGUACAAUAAGUGAAGACGUUCGGUUUAUAUGGCAUGAAUCCACUUGGGAACUCAGUGAGAUUACUGUAGGUUUAAUUAAAGCUUCUUACACAACUUCACAACUUAACCACCACACACCAAAAAUAUACAUAUAUAAAAAUAUAAAAAAAUAAGAAAAAAAAAAAUCCCCAGUAAGUAUAUUCUGUACACUAAAGUGAUUUUCUACAGCAUGGUAGUACUAGUACACUGGAGUGCAUCAGGGUCUACAGAGUGACAGGAAAAAGGGUCAGGCAUGCGUAUCGCUGUUGCCUCUGCACCAGAUGAAGGUUAAGUGCCUUGCUCAGGGGCACAACCGCAUCCAAACAAAGCGGAACGGGAGGUGACCGUUCUCUCAGACACCAGCUCUUAAAACUUUGUAUGAUUUCGCUGCAAAUCCGUUCACUACCCUGUUAACUCUCCACCUUGUCACGCGCUUCACGACGACGCGAAGACACCUGUACACCACCGACGAUCGCAACGCUAGUCUCAACAAUUAUCUAACCUCUAGACGAGUAGUAGUCAUAGUAUCUAAGUGUGUUUGCUAAAAAUGAAAAAAAAAAAACAAAAACAAAUCAAAAAAGAUAGCUAAAGGUAGAGCAUGAACUCAGUGAAAUCAUUUUUCGGAACAAUUGAUAACAUGCAUCCCUUUUGUAAAAAACAAAAAUUGUAUUAAAAAAGCAGUGCUGUUUUGUUUAAUAUUUAGUGUAUGCCCAAAAUAUGGGCGAUAUUUUUUUUGGUUUUUCUCCACACAUAUUUGUAGUGUGUGCGCGGUAUGUGUGUGUAUUCCGUGUUUGGUACUUAUAUGUAUUUACUAUCAGCACCGUGAGAAUGCAUUAGAUGGGUGUGCGUGUGUACGGGGUCUGUGUUUACAAUAAGACUACACUGGAGAAACGAUGGACGGUGAACGCCGCUGGUUGCAGGCAUUUCAUAAGGAAAGCUGCCCCCUGUUUUAAUAUCCCACUGCCCGAUGCUGUUUCUGCUCUCUCUCUCUCACUCUAUCUAUCUAUCUAUCUAUCUAUCUAUCUAUCUAUCUAUCUAUCUAUCUAUCUGUCUAUCUACCUGUCUCUAUCUAUCUCUUUGUGUCUCUCUCUAUCUCUACAUCUCUCUGUCUCUGUCUCUUUCUCUACCUAUCUAUCUCUUUCUCCAUUUCAACCUAUCUAUCUCUCUCUCUCUCUCUCUCUCUCUAUCUAUCUCUGUCUUUCUCUGUCUCACUCUCUGUCUCCUCUCUCUCUGUCUUUCUGUCUCUCUCUCCAUCUCCUCUCUCUCUCUCUCUCUCUCUCUCACACACACACACACAAGCCCUCUCUUUCGAUUUCUCUCGGCUAAUCAUUUGGACAUCAGGAGUGACAGGAUGUGAUGUGAUGUCAUGGUGCAGAUGGAGAUGUUUGACCCGUGAUGUGUCUGAUUAUAGAUUUUAGAGGCUGGAGAUAUGCUUUCCUCUACAGAGAGAAUAGUAGGUCAAAGAAGCAGCAGAUCAUGCACUCGAGCAUUUCAUUCGGUUUUGAACUAAAAGGAUAAUCGCUUAAAGAUAAGAGACUCAUGAUAAGGGGGUAAAAAAAAGGUUGAGGCGUCUGUGCUAGAUUGUGAUUAGGAACUACUCCACAGUCCUGGU
This is a messenger RNA of Hemibagrus wyckioides, 6462 nucleotides long. RefSeq lists its product as uncharacterized. The coding region runs from base 218 to 2383 and encodes 721 amino acids. The record is from RefSeq and is a predicted model, not a curated record. NCBI's taxonomy places the organism in Eukaryota, Metazoa, Chordata, Actinopteri, Siluriformes, Bagridae. The transcript is spliced from 9 exons.